Molecule: messenger RNA, 1164 nt
Organism: Acanthosepion pharaonis
Lineage: Eukaryota; Metazoa; Mollusca; Cephalopoda; Sepiida; Sepiidae
Source: the annotation of a GenBank genome assembly
AUGGCAAUUGCACUUUUUGCAUUCUCUCUCCACAGCCACACACAUACACACAUCUCUCUAUCUAUCUAUCUAUCUAUCUAUCUAUCUAUCUAUCUAUCUACCAUAUCUAUUCACAUCUAUCUAUCUAUCUAUCUAUCUAUCUAUCUAUCUAUCUAUCUAUCUAUCUAUCUAUCCUACUAUCUAUCUAUCUAUCUAUCUAUCUAUCUAUCUAUCUAUCUAUCUAUCUAUCUAUCUAUAUAUAUAUAUCAACUUUGGGGGCGACUGGCAAAAUAUCUAUCUAUCUAUCUAUCUAUAUCUAUCUAUCUAAAAUCUAUCUAUCUAUCUAUCUAUCUAUAUCUAUCUAUCUAUCUAUCUAUCUAUCUAUCUCAUUUCUUCAGUAUUAUUUUCAUAUCUAUCUAUAUCUAUCUAUCUAUCUAUCUAUCUAUCUAUCUAUCUAUCUAUCUCAGUUCGUUCAUAUCUAUCUAUCUAUCUAUCUAUCUCAGUUCGUUUAUAUCUAUCUAUCUAUCUAUCUAUCUAUCUAUCUAUCUAUCAAAGCCUAUCUAUCUAUCUAUCUAUCUAUCUAUCUAUCUAUAUAUAUAUAUAUAUAUAUAUAUAUAUAUAUACCAGUUUCUUCAUAUCUAUCUAUCUAUCUAUCUAUCUAUCUAUCUAUCUAUCUAUCUAUCUAUCUAUCUACCCCAGUUUCUUCAUAUCUAUCUUACUUUUUCAUAUCUAUCUAUCUAUCUAUCUAUCUAUCUAUCUAUCUAUCUAUCUAUCUAUCUAUCUAUCCCAGUUUCUUCAUAUCUUAAUUUUUCAUAUGUAUCUAUCAAUCUAUCUAUCCCAGUUUCUUCAUAUCCAUCUUACUUUUUCAUAUCUAUCUAUCUAUCUAUCUAUCUAUCUAUCUAUCUAUCUAUCUAUCUAUCUAUUAGAUCUUACUUCAUCCGAGAUAGCUUCAUGUUUUUUCUUCUUCUCCACAUAGUCCGCUUUAGUCGACUUUCUUCACUUCUCCUUUCGUUACGGCGGGAAGAAUUCAGAAAGCAGACUUUCGUUAUAAACACGGAUAAAAAAAAAAUCAGAAGUUUAAUUGUCCGAUCUAUAAUUGAAAUGUUAAUGACUUCUUUUAAAAAAAUGGUCGAAAAUACAACAUCCGGAUUUUUCCUCUCGUAUAAGCAAUUUUAUUUCUCAUAA